This is a messenger RNA of Morus notabilis, 588 nucleotides long. RefSeq lists its product as uncharacterized. The record is from RefSeq and is a predicted model, not a curated record. The transcript has 3 exons. NCBI's taxonomy places the organism in Eukaryota, Viridiplantae, Streptophyta, Magnoliopsida, Rosales, Moraceae. Bases 1 to 588 code for a protein of 195 amino acids. Gene Ontology annotation, molecular function: protein binding.
AUGGCGAGCUUAUUUCAUCUGCCUGAAGAUGUCUUGGAGGAAAUCUUGAUGAGGGUGCCUCCUAAGUCUCUAAAAAGCUGUAAAGGCGUUUGCAAGUUGUGGUACGUUACGAUAAAUAAUCCUAAAUUUAUAGACGAGCAACUCAAUUUCAGUAUUGGCAACAACAAACAUCCAUCAUCCGUAACCUUAUUCGUCACCUGGGAAAAGAACGACCCAUCAUUGCAUGAAUCCUUCAGCAGUCAGGACACAGAUCUUUGUCUAAAACAAGCAUUGUCAGCGGUUACAAUCGACGACGAAGAUUACAGUGAUAGUGACCAUCUUCCUUAUGUUAUUGAAGAAAUCAAUUUCCCACCUGAUCCGGAAACAGAGAGAGCAGAUUUUCCAAACUUGGAGAAUUCAUGCUUCUCCGGACAUUUUUCACCCUCUGGGUUCAUGUUUUCAGGAGCUGGAUUUGGGUAUGAUCCAAAAGCCAAUGAUUACAAAUGUCUUAAGCUUUUUUCUUCUACAUUACAUGCUGAAGCAAAUAGAGCUAUGGUAAAUGCUGGUGUUGACAAUGGGGUGUACCACAGAGGGUUUGCAAGAUUUUGA